Molecule: messenger RNA, 855 nt
Organism: Melampsora larici-populina 98AG31
Lineage: Eukaryota; Fungi; Basidiomycota; Pucciniomycetes; Pucciniales; Melampsoraceae
Exons: 2
Coding region: 1-855 (284 amino acids)
Biological process (GO): spliceosomal complex disassembly
Cellular component (GO): spliceosomal complex
Source: RefSeq, a predicted model, not a curated record
AUGAACGAUUCCAAUAGUCUCGAUUAUUAUAAAAUCGUAGGAGUAUCAAAUCAAGCAGAUAGUAAUGAAAUCAGAACUGCAUACCGAAAAGCGUCAUUAAAAGUUCAUCCAGAUAGAAAUCCAGAUGAUCCACUCGCAGCCGAAAAGUUUCUUAAAUUAAAAAUCGCACUUGAGAUUUUAUUAGAUCCAAUCAAAAGAUCAGAAUUAGAUUUGAAACUUUCAAUUCAAUCAUCUAAAGCAAAAAGAGAUGAAAAAUUAAAUUCGAAACGAAAGACGAUGUUAAAAGAUUUAGAAGAACGUGAAAGGAGUUUUCAGAAAGAUGAAAGUGAGAUGAGGAACAAGAAGAUGAAAUUAGAUGAAUUGAAACUUGCUGGAGCAAGAUUAAGGAAAGAGAAAGAAGAACAAUUGAGACGAAGUGAGGUAUCCGAUUCGAAAUCUAAUCAACCUGAAUUCAACGCCUCAACGUCUACAGCAAAACCAACAACAUCCACCUCCAACCCAACAUCCCAACCAACCACGACAGCAACCAUACCAUCUGAUCUUGAUCCACUCAAUUACACAUUAAAAUUGAAAUGGAAUACAAAACAUUUACCUAAGAUCAAUACAACCGAAACAUUACAAUCAUUCAUUCUUUCUACAACAACACUUUCUUCAAACGAAAUUGAAUCUAUCCUUAUGAAACCUAUUGAUCCUUCAAGACCCGAAAAUUUAAAUAAAGAUAUCAAACUUACUGCUUUGGUUUCAUUUAAAAAUUUGGAAAGUUUUGAAACCUUUUCGGAAGUUGGUUCAAAAGAUGAUAGGUGGAAGAAGUUUAAGAUGACCAAAAUUUCGGAUUUGAUCGAUAAAGGAUCAUAA